This is a messenger RNA of Drosophila miranda, 5742 nucleotides long. RefSeq names its product DNA replication licensing factor REC (gene rec). Gene Ontology annotation, cellular component: MCM complex; nucleus. NCBI's taxonomy places the organism in Eukaryota, Metazoa, Arthropoda, Insecta, Diptera, Drosophilidae. The transcript has 2 exons. The record is from RefSeq and is a predicted model, not a curated record. The coding region runs from base 134 to 2497 and encodes 787 amino acids. Gene Ontology annotation, molecular function: ATP binding; single-stranded DNA helicase activity; single-stranded DNA binding.
GAUAUCGUAACACAUCGAUUACUUUUCGAACAGUGAUUCACUACAAUAUUUUGGUGGUCACUGCAUAACUGUCAUCUCUAUCUGAAGCGCGUAAAUUUGUACAAAUUGUAGGAAUUUGUAUGGACACUUUUCAAUGAAUCCACCGGCUCCUCGUGGACGUGCGCCUUCCAGAUUCAUACGUGGACGUGGUCGUGGAGGUGGAGGCUAUCGGCCUUACUUUUAUUUCCGCCGCAAUGGCCGCGUCAUCCCUGCACGCGGGAAUCGCCAACCGGGCCAAGAGGCAGAGGCGGGCACGAGCGCCGGUGCGGCUGAAAAUCGGCUGCCUCCGGCAAGAGGAUGGAAUCGUCCGGCCAGUAAGCGCGGUCGCGACACCAACCUAGACUGCAGCUUUCUCCGGCCCGAGAACUAUGCAGCUCCAGAGGAUGGCCUGCAAGUGCAGAGCAUAGCGGUUGACAAUCCGAAGGCCUGUCCCGGCUGGCGGUUGUACUUUUUGCGCGACACCUACACGGAGGACAGUGACCAGGCCAAACGCAUCACUGCCGUGGAGGCACACUACCAGCGGAAUCCUCAGAAGUACGACUUUGUGCGGAUACGAGAGCAGGGAUUCUUCAAGCUGCCCGCCCUCGGCAUCGUCCACGACGAGCAGUUGAAGAAGGUGUGGCCCCGGCUGGCGGAGGAUCUGCGCGAGCACCCACAGCGCAGCCUGUCCACCCUGGCCGUGGCCAUGCACACGGUAGUGAUCAAUCACAACUUGGACGCGAAUGACACGACAGCCCCCCUGGAGCAGUCCACCCUGGAGCAGUAUGUGCCUCCGCCGACCCGCACCCGAAAAAUUUACGUGCGCCCCGAGGACUUUACGCCAGUGGAGCUAACGACCGGCAUUAGUGCCGACCGCGUGGACACGCUCUUCUCGGUCCGCGGCAUUGUCAGCAGCGUAGGUGAACCAACGUACAGCAUAGCCUGGCAAUCGUUUCGCUGCUCCCGGUGCCAGACGGAGCAGGCGAUGCGUCAGCGAGGGUCCUUCCAACCCCGCCCCUACCACUGCAAGCAGGCGCAGUGUGUGGCCAAGGAUAGCUUUGUGCCGCUCCGAAGCUCGCCCUACACGCGCAUCUCGGCCAAGCAGAUCGUUCGCCUGGAGGAGUCGAGUCUGUCGCUAAUCGCAGACUAUGACAGCAUACUUCCUGGGGAGAUAGAUGUGGAGUUGCGCAACGAUCUGGUGGACUGCGUCCACGUGGGCCAGGAGAUAGUCGUCAACGGAGUGCUCAAACUGCGCGAUCUAGGCGAAGAUGUGACCACCGCCACUGGAUCUGUGGCAGGGGACUCCAACGAGUUGAAGGCCUAUCUCAAGGCAGCGAGCGUCCAGGAUGCGCGCCACAAGAAGCGAGAGUUCAGCGAGCGCGACCUAGAGGCCAUUGCCAUGAUCAAUGCGGAGCCGUACAGCUUCAAGCUGCUGGUGCAGUCGCUGGCUCCAGAGGUGCAUGGCCACGAGCUGCCCAAGGCCGCCUGUCUGCUCUCCCUUCUCGGAGGCGGCGCUGGAGGGGUCAAUGUGCUGCUUGUGGGCGAUCCCGGCAUCGGCAAGUCCAAAAUCUUGCAGAACUGCGCGCAGAUCACGGAGCGAGGCUCGCACAUUAGCGGAAAACGCGGCGCCCAAUCCGCCCAGAGACUGGGGCCGACCUUCACGGGACGAAACAAGCGCGUGCUCCAGGCCGGGGGCCUCAUGACGGCGAGCAGUCCGGGCCACUGCACCCUGGACGAUGUGGACAAGCUGGCCUCGAAGCAGGCCGUGCUCCUGCAGUGCAUGCAGUCGGGCGAGAUCAAUAUGCCGCUGCCGGGCGCCUUCUCCACGUUCCUGGCCCAGCCCUCGAUCAUUGCUUGUGCCAAUCCCCAGCGAGGACAGUAUGAUGAGGGGCGCUACCUGCUGCAGAACAUCCACAUCGUGCCCUCUCUGCUCAAGGAGUUCCAUCUGGUGUAUGUCCUGCUGGACAAGCCCUCGGUCGUGCGCGACAUAUCCCUGACGGCUCAUGUGCGCGCCCUCCACGCGGGGGCCAAGAAGCGCGCACAGAUCGCGGCGCGCUAUGCGCUCAAGCCUAAGACCAGCGACUCUAUGUGCGAGGGCACCUUCUACGAUGUGAGGACCGAUGACGACAGCGAGGACAACGACAGCAUCAUGCAGCAGGACUAUGAUCUGGACAAGCGUCUCGAGCUGCAGGAGGAGGACGCUGAACUGGAUCUCCUGCCACCUAUACUCAUCAAGAAAUUCCUGGCCUAUGCCCGCCAGAAUGUGAAUCCGUUGCUGAACGAGGCGGCCAGCCGCUCCAUCGAGCGAUUCUUCAUGGAGCUGCGCGAAGACGGUAGGACUGGAGGAGGGGAGGAUACCGAGCAGAGCCAGCUUGGGUCGGGAACUAUUGCUAUCGCAUCAGCUUCAAGAGGGAGGAGACGGGCAGCUCCAGGAAGAUGGCCAGCAGGAAGGAGCACAGAUACGACACGGUCAUCGUGAAGAAGAUGAAGGCAAACUGUGGAAGAGAAAAAUGGAAUAAGGAAAGCUGAACGGAGUCUAAGGUCCCAUCUCACCAUCAUGCCGGUGCCAAAGUAGAUGGGCUCCCGCACGGUGGCCAGGACGAUACGCGCCACCAGCAGAUGGACGAUGAAUGCUCCAUAGGUGAGGCGUCCCAGUAUACGGAAGAUGGGCAGACAGGCGAACUUGCGGAAGAUCCCUGGAAAGCAAACAAAACACCAAUAUGAGCGGAGAAUCCAAGCGGAAAUCCGUAUCCCUCGAGGAUACUUACAGCCGACCUUCCCGGCCAUGCCCACAAUAAAGAUGCUGAGACCAAAGGCCCAGAGGUUCCGCUGCAGCCCCGCGUAGAUGGCGCCCCAUAUGGCCGACGGAGCCACAUAGUAGUGCUGGAAAAUGGGGUGAGCGGUGAAGAGCCAGAGGAUGCCCACCGGAAUGAGGGCGAACCACAGGAGCUGGAAGCUGCGCAACUGCCGCAACUUGUACUGCUUCAGGGCCAGCUGGUCGUAGACCAAGGCGGCCAGAACUCCGCAGAAAUAGCAGCCAAAGUUCAUCAGCGACGAGGUAUAGAACUCCGUGAACUGGCGAUCCCCAAUGAACGAGUCCUUCUGGGUUCUGGUUUCAAGGAUUGAAUGGCAUUGAAAAGAGUGAGAGUGAAAAAGAGACUCGAACUUACUGCGGCGUAGGCACAAAGAUCGGAUAGUAGUCCAGGGCGUACGUGAGCAGCACAGGAAGGGCCAUGAAGAUCGCCAAGAUGACCGCGUAGAGCUGCUUGCUCCAUUUGGCAAAGCGAUGGCCCAGCAUCAGCAGCACCAAGCUGAGCACAAAGGAUUGCGUGUCCGCGGCCAGAUACCAUCCCUGGAGCAGGCACUGUCAGGAUGUCAGGAUGGGAAUAAAGGAAACAUCAAAUGAAGCAGCUCCUUAGCAGCUCGGUAUGGAUCCACUUACGCGCUCGUCCGUCUGCACAAAGUUGUUGAUGUACAGGAGAUUGGUCCACCAGUUACGACGGCAGGCCAGUUGCUCCCGCUCGUAGAUGUGCCGCCAGAGCGGACCUCCGGCAGUGUCAAAGUACACGCCGCUCAAGAGCAGAACAAAGGCAUAGGGCACUGUCAGUCGAAUGUAGCGGAACACGUUGAACUUGACAAAGAGCACGGCGUACUGCAGAAAGGUCCAGGACUCUGCCUUGGACUGCACCGUACGCGCCACCGCCAGCCAGUUGAUGGUGAGAAGGAGGCCACUGAUCACAAAGAACGUUACCGUGAUGAGAGAGCCGGAGACGAGGAGUGUGCCCGCGGCCGUGUGUAAAAGACGCUCGGGAUCCUGGGGAUUGCUGAUGGCGCUCUCGUAGAUCACCCAGUUGGUGUGCGCAAAGAUAACCAUGAACAUGGAAAAGAACUUGAAGCAGUCGAGGAAGCGCAGCUCGCGUCCGAUCUUGCCGUUGGGCUCCUGGUUGAGCCGAUACCAGUUCCGAGCCACCGAGAAGGUGAGCAGCAGCUGCUGGGCGAGGCUCUUGGGUGGGGUCUUGUAGUGAUCCCGCUCCUUGAGCAUCUUGUCGUGACGCCGCCGCUUCAGCAAGAGAUCCACGAGACUGCCCAAGCUGGCCAGAACCAUCAGACCGCACAGUAGCCCAUAGAAUGUCAAGUUCCAGGCAUCUUUAGGGAUUAUGUUAAGGCUAUGAUUCUAUGUCCGACAUGAAGAGUAAAGAAUACCCACCAUCCUGGACCACUCGUCCAGCCUCAUCGCAGUACUCCACCACGCUCUUGGCCCGCAGACUGAAUCCUCGCCGCUUCAGCCGCCAGUUGAGGCAGGCACUCGUCAGCCGCUGAUGUUGCUCUCGGUUCUGCGACUCCAUAGAGAACAGCCCCAGGUACACAUUCACCUGCAUGGAGACAGAGAUAACCAUGAAUGGGCCAUCAAAAUGCCAGACAGAGACCCAGACCCAGACCCCAAUCUAUCCCAAGCCCUUGGCCUUGAAAGAAAUGCAUUUGCGUUGAUUGGAUUGGUAUCCAUUUCCAUUUUCGACCAACGCCCAACGAUCAACAGCAAGUCAGCUUUGUGUAAUCAGCCAUCGUGAAUGCAUUUUGAUGGCAUCGAUCCACUGGAUCAAUGGCAUCGGCCACACCGUCUCCCAUUUACCCAUCAUCUAUCCAACGUUUAAUCAGCGGAUUUUCCCUCCCGUGCAUUCGAGUAAUUUAUGCAAUAUUUAUAGGUAAAUGCAGAUGCAGAUGGAGAUCACGAAUUCAGAGGCAGACCGAAGGCCCGAGACAGAGGCGCUGCUGCUGCUGCUGCUGGCCCAUUAAAAAUUCCCCCAGAUCGAAUCUGAUUUCGAGUUGAAUAAACUUUUGAACUGUUUUCACAGCUUCUGUACUUUGAUCUGAUCGGCCAUUACGGGCGACGCCUUGGCCCGAGAGGAGUUUGGCAAUAUCCCAAUACAUUCAAAAUCGUGUUUGAAGAUUGAAUUAAAUGGCCCACAAUCCGAUGCUGAUGGUCUCACCUUCUCAUUUUCCGUGAGCAGACCCGGCUGCAGCGAUUCCAGCUCGGCGUCGUCCAGUCCGGCCAGGGAGGCCUCGCAUUCCCUCAGGCAGAGGCCAAAGUACAGCUGGCGGUGGUCGAAGUGAUGGCGAUCGUAGCGCGAGAUCUCGGCGAUGGCUCGCCAGGCGGCCACCGACUCAUCCGGUUGGACUUGGGCCCGGACAAAGCAGUAGGUGGAGGUCUCCCCAUCCAGUUCCUGCAUGCAGCGGUCGUAGUCGUCCAAGUCGUACAGCUGCGGCAUCUCAUAGAACUGCGUCACUGCAAAACAGGAAGCGAAGAAACAACAUAUUGGAGCUCGCAAGUGGAUGAGGCAGUUGAACAAACAGAAUAUAUGUAGAAUCAUUCGGAUGAAUCAGCCCAUUAAGAGGCUCAUCAGAAACUAGUUUUUUUUUUUUUGCCUGGGAAGAUCCUUUUUUGCUAGAACCAUAACCGGGGUUCAAUGGCUGUUAAUUCAAGUGAAAGGAAACUUGUUUUCUUUGAACUUGUUUUGCAUCCCCGCCACUCCACAAGGUGCAUAUACCUUUAAUAACUUUAUCUAUUCCAAUUGGUGGAGAAAAACAAACAAACAAAGAUUCAAGUGUAAGACGAUAAUUGUUUUGCUGAUGAAGAGCCUCAAUCUCUUGUCAGAUUCCAGGCGACGCUUCGUCUGAGUUAAUUGUUUGCUUCAUUCAAAUAUAAAUAAUGUCCAAUCAUGCCCA